Lates calcarifer (barramundi perch) is the source of this 4861-nucleotide messenger RNA. It is a transcript of the gene jakmip3, whose product is annotated as Janus kinase and microtubule interacting protein 3. Gene Ontology annotation, molecular function: kinase binding; microtubule binding. The record is from RefSeq and is a predicted model, not a curated record. The coding region runs from base 433 to 3012 and encodes 859 amino acids. NCBI's taxonomy places the organism in Eukaryota, Metazoa, Chordata, Actinopteri, Centropomidae. The transcript is spliced from 23 exons.
GCAGAGGGAGACAGACUCAGCUCUCCAUCACACUGAGGGAUGCUGGGAGGAAGAGAAGGAGGAGGAGGAGAUGACGCCAGCAGAGGCUGCAGAGAUGCUAACAGCACCGACACACAAACACACACUGACAGGAGCUACCUGCUAACUGCUAUCAGAGGCAGACAGACAGACAGACAGGUGGAGGGAGGCUGAUGCUGGCACACACUCACACACACGGUGAUCAGUGAGACAGGGUGAGCUGCAAGGGAAGCUAGCUGCUGUUAGCAUGCUGUGGAGAGGAGGCUAACCUACACACACACACACACACACACACACACAUACACACGCGCAGAGCGAUGCAGUCUUAUUGGACGGUACCUGUGUGUAGAUGUAGUGUGGCCUCAGAUUGACAGACAGCUAGUUGGUGGGUGGAGCCUGCCAGUGGAGGUGGAAAUGUCAAAGCGAGGAACAGGAGGGCGGGGGAAGGGGGAGAGACCGGACGCCAUGGCAACCCUUCAAGCAGCCAAUGAGGAGCUGAGAGCCAAACUGACGGAUAUCCAGAUAGAACUACAACAGGAGAAGAAUAAGGUCAGUCGUCUGGAGAGAGAAAAGAGUCAGGAGCUGAAGGCGGAGCAUCACCGGGCAACUGUCGCUGUGACCGAGCUGAAGACCAAACUCCACGAGGAGAAGCAGAAGGAGCUGGCAGUUACCAGGGAGACGUUACUACGGCAACACGAGAUGGAGCUGAUGAGGGUCAUCAAGAUCAAAGACGGAGAAAUCCAACGUCUGAAUGGACUGGUGUUGACACUGAGGGACGGGUCCACGGACAAGGUGAGGAGUGCUCUGCUGGCAGAGGUGGAGGAGGCGAGGAGGAGCUGGGAGGCGGAGCGUUGUCGCCUCCAACAGGAGGUGCAGGAGCUGCGAGGAGCAAAGAAGUUUGCUGAGGAAGCUCUGACACUGUCGCAGCAGGCCUGCCAGGCCCGAGCCGCCGAGCUGCGAUCGGCUCAUCACCAACACCAGGAGGAGCUGAACCGGACCAAGAGAGACUGUGAGAGGGAGAUCCGCCGAUUGAUGGAUGAGAUUAAACUGAAGGACAGAGCUGUCAGUGUUUUGGAUAAAGCCCUGGGGCUGCAGGCUGGACAUGCUCACCGCCUCCAGCUGCAGACUCAGGCAGCCGAGCAGCAAAUCGCAGCCCUGAGAGAUGCACAGAGGGCGGGACUAAACCACCCCGGUCACACCCCUAGCUCCCCUAACACUACUCCUCACAUUUCCCAGGAGGACCGGGACACUCGGAGGUUUCAGUUAAAAAUUGCUGAGCUCAGCGCUGUGGUCAGGAAACUGGAGGAUCGAAACGCUCUGCUGUCUGAGGAACGCAACGAACUGCUGAAGCGUCUGAGAGAGGCAGAGAGUCAGUUUCUUCCUCUUCUGGACAAAAACAAACGUCUGAGCAGGAAAAAUGAGGAGCUUGCUCUCACUCUGCGUCGCCUCGACAACAAGCUCCGCUUCGUCACCCAGGAGAACCUGGAGAUGAGGAGACCGAGCUCGUUAAACGAUCUGGACCGCAGCCACUCCACCAGUUACCAUGGUUACAGCCAGGAGGAGAGAGAGAUGGAGUUUCUACGGUUACAGGUCCUGGAGCAACAGCACAUCAUCGACGACCUGUCCAAGGCUCUGGAGACUGCUGGUUAUGUGAAGAAUGUUAUUGAGAGAGACAUGUUGCUGAGGUACAGGCGUCAGGAGUCAGUGAGGAGAAAACGAACCUUCAGAGCCUGCAGGGUCAUAGAGACGUUUUAUGGUUAUGAUGAAGAAGCAUCGGUGGACUCUGAUGGAUCAUCUUUGUCUUUUCACACUGACAGAACUCCUGAUACUGAACCAGAGGAGGUGUGUGUGCGUGAGGAGGCGGAGCUUCGUUACCGUCAGCUGACUCAGGAGUAUCAGGCACUGCAGCGAGCGUACGCUCUGCUGACAGAGACAAGUGGAGGAAACUAUGAUGCUGAGAAAGAGAUCAAGACCAGAGAGCAGCUGCUGAUUGAGAUCAGUCGAUAUCAAACCAGAGUCACAGAUCUGGAGUCAGCGCUGAAACAACAAGGACUGGAUGUGAAGUGGGUGGAGGAGAAGCAGGCGUUGUAUCAGAGGAAUCAGGAGCUGGUGGAGAAGGUGAGACAGAUGGAGGGUGAAGAGCUGCGUCUGAAAAACGAUAUCCAAGACGUCAAAGAUCAGAACGAGCUGCUAGAGUUCAGGAUCUUAGAGCUCGAGGAGAGGGAGCGACGGUCACCGGCCAUUAACUUCCAACAACUCCAUUUCCCAGAAGGCCUCAGUCCUCUGCAGAUCUACUGUGAGGCAGAGGGAGUCACUGAUAUCGUGAUCAGUGAGCUGAUGAAGAAACUGGACAUCCUGGGAGAUAACGCCGUAAGUAAUCUGUCCAAUGAGGAGCAGGUGGUGGUGAUCCAUGCCAGGACGGUGCUCACUCUGUCGGAGAAGUGGUUGGAGUCCAUUGAAGUGACAAAGUCGGCUCUGCAGCAGAAGAUGUUGGACAUUGAGAGUGAGAAGGAUCUGUUCAGUAAACAGAAAGGUUAUCUGGAUGAAGAGCUGGACUACAGGAAGCAGUCAAUGGAUCAGGCUCACAAGAGGAUCCUGGAGCUGGAGGCCAUGUUGUUUGAGGCUCUGCAGCAGGAGGAGGAAUCCAAACUGGAAGGAUUCAAGAUCGAGGGGGGUCGUCUUUCCGAAACACUGACAGAGGAAGAGAGAGAGGGGCUGAGGAGAGCCAUGGACCAAUGGAAACGAACUGUGAUGUGCGAACUGAGAGAGAGAGACGCCCAGAUCCUCCGAGAGAGGAUGGAGAUACUGCAACUCACACAACAGAGGAACAAGGAGCUGGAGGAGUUUAUAGAAGCUCAGAAACGUCAGAUUAAAGAACUGGAGGAAAAGUGUCUGCAGGCCUCCAGAGUUCAGCAGCUGAACACUCAGCGGGGUCGUGUCAGUCAGGAGGAUUCAGAAGGAUUCGGGGUUUGGAACCAGCAGCUUACUGAUUGAGGCACGUUGGCUUCACUGCCCCACUCACCAGCCUCUGGCUGCUGUCAGCCAAUCAGAGCAGAGCCCAGCUGUCAGCUGACUCUUAACCAUCGCGCCCUCCCAGAAUGCCACUGUGCUUCCUCAGAGACGGAGAGAUCGAUAGUUUAAAUGGCGACAGAGGAACAUUGUGUUUCAGACAUAACAAGCUAAUUAGCUUCCUGUUAGCUAUUGUUGACCAGGAAGUUCUGAUGCAGCUGAUAAACACAUCCUGGCCUCAGCUGGCCAGCUGGACCAAAGUGGUGCUGGACUAAAUACAGUAUUAGCUAAAUUAGCUGGACUUCUGUCAGACCUGGCUAAACUAGCUACUCAUAUACAGUGUUCACUCAGACACCUGAUUUUAAACAUUGCUAGCUGAGUUAGCUGAAUUCAUCCAGUUAACUCAGCUGGUUGGUCAGUGUUAUGGUCGUUGUUUGGGUCAGUUGCAGUAACUGUCUGUGGGUGAAUGAACGGCAGCGACAGAGCUCCAUGAACUACAGCAGGAGUUCAGUAAAGUCACUUCACUCACUAGAAUCACAGUAGAAACACAAUGAAACUAUUAGAAACUGCUGUUAAUGGAGCGUCUUGUUUGUCAGUUGAGUGAAACUUUGUUCUGAUUGGCUGUUCCACCUGCAGACUGGAGAGUAGUUUAACACCAUGGGGCCUCUCAGGUUACAGCUGUAACCUUCAUGUAGCUUCAGCCCGUUUGGAUCAACUUGGGACCAAAAACUGAUGAAGCAAACAUCAGACAGGAAGUCCACUGGAGGUCAGAGCUGUGAGGAAACAAACUGAACUGUUCCAACAAAACCAUGUUCUGAUCUGAAGAAAUGAAGCAUGAAAUUUAGUCAGAGACAGGUUUAAGAACUGGUCAGAAACCUUUUGAUUCAAUAACAAACCUGCUGCAGGUCACAGUCAUCACUCUGUAUGUUCUGUGGUGAUGAAGAGUCAAACCAGGUUCAGGUGAUCCAGUCUGAUUAAACUGGAGUUUCACAGAUUCACCAUGAGUUCGAACUGAUGGAAGAAAGUACAAUAACACAAUAGUAGAGGAUAAUUUCAUAGAACUUAAGAAGAAAUUAUUAUAUUAUAUUAUAUUAUAUUAUAUUAUAUUAUAUUAUAUUAUAUUAUAUUAUAUUAUAUUAUUCUCCUACAGGGGAUAAUCAGUUGAUUCUGAAAUGUUCAAAUGUUUAAAUGUUUUUAAAUAUUUGGCUCAUUUUCAAAUCAUAUUGAGUUUUUUUAUUUUCAGCCUUAAUUUAUUUUCAGUUUAUACAUUUAUUUUUCCAUCUUCAUUUCUAUGUUUCCAGAAGUGAUCAGAUGUUUUGUCUGUGUGAAUUAUUCCUCUGUUUGUCCAGCACUAUCCUGUGUUUCACUGAAGCAGGUUCAGAAACCUGCUGAAUUAAAACCAUCAUGUUUUAAAAAGUGGAUCCUGCUGUUGUACUUUUAUUAUGCCAGAUAAUAUUUUUCUAUCCCCUGUUAAUCUGAACUCGGUGAACAUCUGAAGAGUCAGUAGUUUGGUGUGAUUACAGAUUAAAGACACUGGAAAACAAGACUGAAGACAAAACUGUGUUUGUGCUUUGUUGUUGGAGAAAGUUUCUCAUAAACUUCAUCAGAUCCAGAAUUUUCUUCCCUUAAAUAAAUGAGUCACAUGUUCACAUCCAGACUCCAAAUGUUAAUUAAUGAUUUCCCACCUGGACCUGGUCUGUGUUACACCUUUCAGGUCUGGUAAAGUCAUUAUUUCACCAGUUAAAAGUUAAUCUCACGUCUUCACUAUGAAGAGGACCCGAGUUGAGUCCCAGGUCCAAAACUUUGUGUUUCUGAAAUAAACUGUUCUACACAA